Messenger RNA from Lentinula edodes (shiitake mushroom), 1565 nucleotides. Its product is annotated as Metallo-dependent phosphatase. Gene Ontology annotation, cellular component: cytoplasm. The coding region runs from base 142 to 1272 and encodes 376 amino acids. NCBI's taxonomy places the organism in Eukaryota, Fungi, Basidiomycota, Agaricomycetes, Agaricales, Omphalotaceae. The transcript is spliced from 11 exons. The record is from RefSeq and is a predicted model, not a curated record. Gene Ontology annotation, molecular function: hydrolase activity, acting on ester bonds.
UUGUUAAGCCUUGCAAUAACUUUGGUGACUUUGAAAUUUGAAUUCGAUGGUCAUUAGAAGGCUGAAGUUGAUUGGAAGCUCGUCUGGCCGAGACAUGUGCGUGAUGCUCCCAAGGAGUCUUCUCUGGUUUGUGCUCUCGCCAUGAAAUCUUUCGCGCCUCCCUUCAUUUUGGCCUGGCUCAUCCGUUGGACAGCUUCAAACGAAAACCUCGGAAUUCUUCAAGAUCCUUAUCCUGAUAAACCUCGUAUUACUUUCCGCCCAGACGGCACCUUCAAGCUCACUGUCUUCUCUGAUAUGCACUGGGGGGAAAACCCUUGGGACUCCUGGGGACCCGAACAGGACGCGAAUAGUACGAGGCUUAUGGAAAAGGUGUUGCCAAGUGAGAAGCCAGAUUUCGUGGUAUUGAACGGAGACUUGAUCACGGGUGAAAACGCCUUCAAAGAUAACGCAACGCUGCUCAUAGACAGGAUUGUUGCCCCUCUAAAUGCCGCACAGAUACCGUUCUGCUCUACACAAGGGAACCACGACAAUCAGAAGAACAUCACACAUUUGCAGGAGAUCCUUAGGGAGCAGCAAGUUGCACCGCUGACUUAUACUCGAGUUGCGCCUGCUGGUGUAGGUGGUGUUGAGGGACCAGGGAGUUAUUGGGUUCCAGUAUACGAGAAGGCGUCUGAUCUGUCCCCCGUACUCGUUUUAUGGUUUUUUGACUCUCGAGGAGGUUUCUCUUAUGGCGACAAUAGCACUGCCAUUCCUGACUGGGUAGAUGAAUCCGUUGCAGCCUGGAUCGAGAGCGAGAGCGCGACAAUGAAUGACGCCUGGGGUCCGGCAGAGAACCGUGGCGCACUGGCGUUUGUGCACAUUCCACCACAUUUAAUACAGAAUCUUCAAGCACGGUUAAAUAGCACAAAGGAACCCGGGUUAAAUGCGGACAUUUUGGGUUCUGGAUCGACACAAAGCACCACAGACGAAGACGAUGUCGGGCAAGACAAUGCGUUUUGGAACUCGUUAAAUGCAAAUGUCAAGAACUUACAUGCGGUAAUAUCUGGACAUGACCACGGGGACGAAUGGUGUAUCCGUGAACCUACCAAAAACGUUAUAUUCUGUUUCGACAAACAUGCUGGGUACGGAGGGUAUGGAGACCCUUCCUGGGGGUAUGGUGUGCGGAAUUUGGUGUUUAGUUCGACAGAGCCGAAGGGAGGGGUACAGACAUGGAUUAGACUAGAAGAGGGGGAGAUCAGGGCAAAUGUCACAUUAGACGAGGGCUAUUCGUGAGCUGUGAAUGUGAGUGAAAAAACGGGCUUCAUUUUCUUGUGGAGGAGUAUUCAAUAAAUCAGGUCGAAUCGGUAUGGUCGUUUUCCUUUUCCAGGACCCAGUGGAAUUCCUCUGUGAACUUCGUAAAUUGUAACAGUAUUGUCUGCAGUUUGUUUUGCCCUCGUAAUUACGAUUAUGGUAGAGCACUAAUUGCUGUACUCAUGUGAGAAAAUCCAAGACAAAAGGGUACAUAACUCAUCUCCAUAGACGAAUUACUGAUAGGAUGGAUCGAUAUAAGACAGAUGAUACAUGGC